Molecule: messenger RNA, 2247 nt
Organism: Amaranthus tricolor (Joseph's coat)
Lineage: Eukaryota; Viridiplantae; Streptophyta; Magnoliopsida; Caryophyllales; Amaranthaceae
Product: probable sphingolipid transporter spinster homolog 2
Exons: 16
Coding region: 286-1896 (536 amino acids)
Biological process (GO): transmembrane transport
Cellular component (GO): membrane
Molecular function (GO): transmembrane transporter activity
Source: RefSeq, a predicted model, not a curated record
AUCACGAUCACGAUCACGAUCACGAUCUCGAUCUCGCCUAAAGUAUCUUAAACCCAGGACUAGAAUAAGAAAAAUAAUGGCGGUAGAAAUAUUAAAAGCAAGUAUUUUUAACCUUUUCAAUUAAAAUAUUGGGUUCGGUUGACUGUUUGCUUCAAGGUUACCAUUUAGAGUACAUCAUAUUACUUGAUUCAGAGGCAACAAUGAAGUCAUUUCCCAAGAAAAGAAAAUUUUAAAAAGGGUAAAAUUUUUUAUUUUUUAUUUUUUUUAUUGGUGGGUUUUUGAUAAAUGACAGUAAAACAAGAAGUAAAUACGGUGGAAGAUUCAAAGGAUUCUUCUGCUGUGGUUGUCUUAACUGAACAAGAACAGCAACAAGAACAAGGACCAAAAACUAAAGAAACCCAACAAAUUCAAAUGGGUAUUACUGAUUCUGAUCUUCAACCAUCAUGGUUUACUCCUAAAAGGUUAUUGGCGAUAUUUUGUGUAAUCAACUUGAUAAAUUAUGUGGAUCGAGGAGCAAUUGCUAGCAAUGGUGUUAAUGGUCAACGCAGGACUUGUGAGGGUGACAAAUGCUCUGGUGGCAGCGGCAUUCAGGGACAAUUUAAUUUGAGCAAUUUUGAAGAUGGUGUGCUAUCUUCGGCUUUCAUGGUUGGGCUCUUAGUGGCCUCCCCCAUUUUUGCUACAUCAGCCAAGAGGGUCAAUCCAUUUCGAUUAAUUGGUGUCGGAUUGUUAGUCUGGACUAUUGCUGUAAUUGGCUGUGCUUGUUCUUGGGAUUUUUGGUCCAUCUCCAUCUUCCGAAUGCUUGUUGGUGUAGGUGAGGCAUCCUUUAUCAGCCUUGCAGCCCCUUUCAUUGAUGAUAAUGCCCCUGAUUCCCAGAGAACAGCUUGGCUUGGAUUCUUUUACAUGUGUAUACCUGUUGGUUAUGCACUUGGCUACAUUUUUGGCGGUUUGGUUGGAAGCCAUCUUGCCUGGCGGUGGGCUUUCUUUUUGGAGGCAAUCUUGAUGGUUCCAUUUGUUAUUUUAGGAUUUGUUAUGAAGCCACUGCAGUUGAAAGGAUUUGCGCCUGCUGGUUCCAAGGCACUGUUAUUGGUGGAGACAGUUGCUCAUGAUGCAGAAGAUUCGGAGAUUUCAGUUAAUGACAACAGUAAUCCUGGGGAAGAGAAAAGUGAAAGUCCAAAUGAAUCUUCAGAUUCAAUAGAGAAUGAUAUUACAAGAUUUUUGAGUGACAUGAAGUUGCUUCUCGCUGAAAAAAUCUAUGUUGUCAAUGUUCUAGGUUAUAUAUCGUACAACUUUGUUUUGGGUGCGUAUUCAUACUGGGGACCGAAGGCUGGCUACAAUAUCUACAAUAUGGCUAAUGCCGAUAUGGUCUUUGGCGGCAUUACUGUUGGGUGUGGAUUGGCUGGAACUAUAGGUGGAGGUCUCCUUCUUGAUUACAUGAACUCGACAAUUUCCAAUGCUUUUAAGCUUCUCUCGUUUUCCACUUUGUUCGGAGCAGUUUUUUGUUUUAGUGCUUUCUGUUUUGAGAAAGAGACAUUUUUCCUCAUUUUUUUCGCCAUUGGUGAACUGUUAAUAUUUGCAACUCAGGCCCCAGUAAAUUAUGUGUGUCUUCAAUGUGUUAAGCCCAGCUUACGGCCACUUUCUAUGGCCAUGUCUACAGUUUCAAUUCAUGUGUUUGGCGAUGUGCCUUCUUCACCCCUCGUUGGUGUUCUCCAGGAUCAUAUUCAUAAUUGGAGGAAAACCGCUCUAAGUUUGACGUCUAUUCUGUUUUUAGCAGCUGCAAUAUGGUUCAUAGGGAUCUUCUUACGCUGUCCCGAAAAAUUCAACGGAGAGAUCGAACAUGAUAACGGGGAAGCUAACAGAACAAACAUAGCACCGUUGCUAGAGGAAAAUAGUGCAUAGUCAUUCGGUUUCAGCCAACACUAAGAAACUGGCAUGCGUUCACUUUCCUCCUUUUAACUGUGUAUUAUUUUCCUUCUGUGUAUAAAUCAUAGGUAAGUGCUUUUUAUAUGCAUCGUUCCGUCACCUACGUUUCUUCCUGGUGAUCUAUUCAUUUCGUUAUGUAGCAGACGGCGAAUGAUUCGACUAAUGCUAACAAACUAGCUCUAUGUAUAGUUUAGUUAAUCAUAUAGGGCGCAAGAAUUUUUGUAAUGACCAGAAUCUCGCCAUCACUUACAAAAUUUGAAACGCAAUACUCCAGUUGGGGGACGCUCUUAAUUAAUACUAUCAAGUUCUUGUUUUUCAUCUCUAAAA